Phoenix dactylifera (date palm) is the source of this 1337-nucleotide messenger RNA. Its product is annotated as zinc finger protein STAMENLESS 1-like. Lineage: Eukaryota; Viridiplantae; Streptophyta; Magnoliopsida; Arecales; Arecaceae. The record is from RefSeq and is a predicted model, not a curated record. Gene Ontology annotation, molecular function: DNA-binding transcription factor activity.
UACAUUGCAGUCCCAAACUGCAGUCUUUGCUCUCGUCUCCACAACCUUUCUUCCAUCUCUCUUUUUUCUUUGCCUUGUCUUCUCCUUGACUGCACUCCCAUGAGACCAGAGGGAAACCCAUUAGACCUCAACAACUUGCCGGAGGAAUACGGUAAGCAGGCUUUGGAGGAGAGCUCGACGACAACUGCUGCAUCCACCGAUACUGCUAGGUUUAAGAAAAAGAAGAGCGGAGGAAAAGAUGACAGCGCAAAGGCCUACGAGUGCCGGUUUUGCUCCCUAAAGUUCUGCAAGUCUCAAGCAUUGGGUGGUCACAUGAACCGGCAUCGCCAAGAGAGGGAGACGGAGACUCUUAACCGUGCUCGUCAACUCGUGUUCAGCAAUGAAGGUCUGGCUGGGGCCAGCGCUCAUGUGGGCAGCUUGAGAGAUCUAAAUCUCGGGAACACACAACCUAUCCCUCCAGGAGGAUUCCAGCAUAGAGGUGGCAGCAUGGGAGACCCGUGUCUUCAAUACCGGCCUGUCUAUCCGAGGCUACCAUCACAUCCACCACCACCACCACCACCACCACCACCACCACCUCUACAACCAUAUGUUUACCCUACCUCUUCCUCACACCCCAUACCUCACCCACCAUCCUACCCUCCUUCCCAUCAUUCCGUCGGUGAUUACUUCAUAGGCCAUGUCCUCAGCAGUAGCUCCCAGCGCCAACCACAUCACCCCAGUUAUGGACCCGAUUCGAGCUACGCUUUCUUUGGAGCCCCUCUUGCUCACAGCUUCUCCAUGGAAGGGGUACAAGCGCCUAUGACUAGAGACAGUUCCGGGAAUCAAGCAGAUGCGAUGAAUUGGAAUUGUGGCUAUGGACAUGACCAGCACAUGGAUUCCCCCUCUACCAUGGAUCGAUUUCGGGAUAACUUCCAAGGUUAAGGGACAGCAACCACUUGCUCAUUCUGAAUGAAAACAGAAAUAAGGAAUUGCCCAUCCAAGUGAGUUAUUGGAACAAACCUUUAUUUUUCUUCUUGCAUGUUUUUUCCGCCCACCGCUUUGGGUUUGAGAGUGAAGUGAAAGAGAAAUGGAUAUCAACUGAGGAAUGUUGCAUUAUUCAGCCUCUUUCUCUCUCCCUCCCAACCCUCCCGAAUUGGGCACCUUAAAACCCAAGGCAGUUCUUGGUUGAAGACUUGUUGGGACAAUAGGAGAAAAAGGCCUAGAGAAUGAAAGGAGGCAAGGGUUUCCCAACCCACCUUCAGUAAUAUUUUUAGUUUCUCGAGCAUGAAUUGUCAAAGCUAAUGUUCUUAGAGCUCUGGAUGAUACCAAACACUUUAAUCAGUGAGUCUGAGACCGAA